AUGGAAAAUCCUAUCAAACGUGCAAUAAUGGCAAUCAAUCAAACAAUGUGUUCUCCGGGUGUUUCAAAUUUCGAGAAAGACGUAUUAAAAGAUAUUCGUUCUUCGUUUGCACAAUUGUCUGAAUUACGCGAUCCGACAAAAGAUAAUUGGAUUGAAUUAUUUUCGCGACAGUUAAAUCGACUUCUCAAUAAUAACAAUAAUAAGCCAUUUUCGUUUGAUUUUUGGACUGAACUACACAGAGAUAUUUUAUACAUGCUUGGAAACAAGAAUGAUCCAGAAAAAACUGCUUUUGGAGGAAGUUUUCACAAACGAAUGACAAUGGAAAAAGAAAUAAAGCAACGUGAAUUGAAAUUUUCUGAAAAUUUCCAAAAACAAAAGAAUUUACAACAAUUUCUAAAUGAACAUCAACAAUUCUUCGAAAUAUAUUUAGAAAACUGUAUUUCAUUUCAUUCCAAAUUACAAGUAGAAAAACUGUUUGACGAUAUGACAAAAUUUUCUGAAGAUUUUCUUGGUAUGAAAAAUGGGGUAAAUUUACAAAAGAAAUUCAACUGUAUUAAUAUAGAAUAUGAUUGUAGUGAUCGAAUUCUAUAUUCAUUCAAUUUUAAUCAUUUGAAAGAUAAUUAUUCAUUUCGAAACAUUGUCGAAGAUAUUAAUAAUUACUCACUAUUAAAAGAUUCAUCAAACUUACUUGUAAAAUAUUCUCGUAUGCGUUUGGUAGAUCUAUUAGAAAAAUAUCGAUGGAUUGUUAUUCUUAGUGAUCCAGGUAAUUCAAAAACGACUAUUCUUCGUUGGAUUACAUAUAGAUUUGCUCAAGCAGCUAAAAAUGCUUCUAAAACGGUAAAAUUUGAAGACAAAAAUGGUUCACGCGUUACACUUCCAGUUCGUAUUCCAAUCUUGAUUCGAAUUGGAGAAUUCAUUACAUGGCUCGAACAAGAUCAAAGAAAAACUUUAAUAGAUUAUAUCGGUGAACAUACUUGGUUUUCAAAAUGUUAUUGUUCUGAUGAAAAAAAUCGACAAAUAAUAUUGAAAGAAUUGGUUUCUCAAGGUCAUACUUUGAUUCUUCUCGAUGGACUUGAUGAAAUAUCAGAUACUCAUCAAAUAUCAAAUAUUAUUCGUUGUGUUGAAAAUUUUAUUAAAGAAUAUGUACUGUCAUCAGAUUUCAUUUCAGCAUUCGAUGAGAAAAUCUGUGAUACAAUUAAUGAAACACAACUACCGGCAAAAUCUAUUGGCAAUCAAAUUAUUAUUACAAGUCGAUCUACUAACUAUCGAUUUAAUUCAAUUAUGGGCCCUUUUAUUCAACAUAGUUUAUUGCCAUUGAUAGAUCAUGAAGAUGCAAAACGUUUAGUAUCUAAAUGGACGAAACAAAUUGUGAACAGUAUUACUAAUAUUUUAGAUGAAGAAAAACUAAAAUAUGAUCGAAACAAAAUAGAAAAACAGUUGGAGAAACGAGGUGCCACCAUCAAACGAAUAUUUAGAGAAAAAUUCAACUUUUUACGUUCAAAUACAUCAUUAUUAUUUUUAGUUGCUAAAUUAGUUCUUCAAUCAACUGAAGUCACCUUUUUUAGACGUCGAGUAGAUAUCUACUGUUACCGUAUUGAAAAAGAAUUAAAUUCAUGGAGUCAAUUUAAUCAAACUAUUCCUCAAGAUGCAGUAACUUACUUUUUAACUAAACUUGCCGUCUAUCUUCAUUUACAAUCGUCCAGUGGUCUUAUCGAUGGUUUUAACAUCGAACGAUUAUGCUGUUUAGUUCUCAAAGAACACAAUGUAUCGAGAGAUCGCAAUGAAUUGUGCAAGUAUACUGAAAGUAUCAUCCAUUGGUUAAAAUCGAACAUUGGAUUUGCAAGUGAAAAUGCUUUAAAUGUCUACAGUUUUCUGCAUUUAUCAUAUCAAGAAUAUUUUGUCGCAAUGGCUUUUGCAGAUGUUGAACAUUUUCGUAUUGAAACUAUUGUUCAACGUAUACUUUCAUAUGCUAUUUAUCCACGUUUUCGUGAAUCACUUCUCUUAGCUAUGGGUUUGAUUAGUUCGAAAUUAUCGCAAGAAAAAUAUGAUCAAUUUUGUGAACAUUUGUUCACGACAACUAUGAAUAACUAUUCGGUUCCAUUUGGAGUACUUUUAUUCGUCGAUUCGAUUCGUGAUCUACACAAAUUACCAUCAGAAGAAUUUCUUUUUCAAGCACUUAACGAAUUAUUUCGUCAUUCAUGUUAUUCUUUCUCAAAAAAAUACUUCAUUUCAAGUUUAUCGAAAUUAUUUAGAACUUACACUGAGAACUGGAUGCAAUCCUGUAUUACAGAAGAAAAUUCAUUGGAAAAAAUUUUGAAGUUAUGUCUUAUUGAAGGUGAUACAUAUCCCAAUAGAUAUAGACUAAAAGUAAUUUACGAAAAACUGAGAUCAUUCUAUGAUCCAAAUUCAUCGAAAGAAUUUUUCAUUGAUCAAAUCUUACGACGAACAUUUCGAAUACCAUUUGGAUUAUCUUUCGAUGAGAAUAUCAGUUCAUCCGCUACAGCUUUAUCACAUACUCAUCCGUUAAUCAUUUCAAUCGUAAGUGGAUUAUUUGGAGACAUGCAAUAUUUUCUUCGAAAACAAUCAAUUGAUUUUGAAAGUUUUAUUCUAAAUAUUCGAGUAAAAUCUUCGGUCUUGAAUUUAAUUUGUGUACAUUAUUUUUCUACCACGGAUCAACCAGAUUCAGUUAAAAUUGAAAGUCUUAUUCAAGAACUGCAAAAGGAACUAGAUAAUUCUUUGCCAACAGAAAUCUCUCUUGAUAUUGUUGAGAUUUUCAUUGCAUUAAUUUGUCUGCAAGGUGUAUCUCAACCAUUGAUCUAUGAAAAAUAUGCUCAUUAUAAAGCAUUAUCUCUCGCACUUGAUAAAUUUAAACAAACAUGGUUUUAUUUCAAACAAUCUAUUAUUUUUAGUAAAACCCAUGAUUCUUUCGAAUCGACUUUCACAUCAAUAUGUUCUCAAACAAAAUCAGUCAUGAAGAAUUUCUCAUUUCAUUCCGACAAUAUUGACGUUGAUUGUCAAUCAUUUACUAUUGCAUGUGCAUCAGCAUGGAAAAAAAUUGGGUUAUACAAUUGUACAGAGCGACAUGAAAAAUUUAAUACUCGAUUACAACCAAAUUUGAUUCAUCUUCCUUCGAAAGAAAUUUUAUAUAAAAUUCAUGAAAAAGCAAUUUUCAAUGAAAAUUUACUCUGUUUUCUACCACAAUCUAUGCAAAAACUCUUUUCUCACAUAGAAUUGCCAUUGGUUGUAUUCUUAUCACAAUGCUUAAUACAUUUAGAAGAUGUUACUAUGGAAAACUACUACCACUUUCUUGCUUUCCCAAUGUUAUGUAAAUUAUUCAUAGACAAUAAGUUAGAAAAUUAUGCAUUGAUUCUGUUUCGUGAAAAAUAUGCUAAUAUGGAUCACUUAACUGGAGAACAGAAGCAUUUUUAUUAUGAGAUGAAGAAAAAAAAGUUGUUCAAAUAUUUCCUAAAUAACGAAACAAAAGAUUACGAAAAAUUGGUUACAAUUGAACGUAAACGUAUUAAAGAAUCUCGAACAGAUGUUGAUUUUUUCGCUGCAUCGAUUUCUCUUGCACGAAUCUUUCAAAUUCAACACCGUGUUCGUAAAGAUAAAUUAUACGAUCCAAUCAAUCUCGAUGCUGAUAAAAAUCAAGAAAUCAUUUCUUCAACAAAAAAGAUUUCAGAUCCAAGUUUACGAAUUAUCGCUUUAACCAUUAUGUUAAAUAUGAAAGAUCCAUUAAUUGUCGACGAAGAACAGAGAAAUAACUUAAUACAAAACGAAAUCAUUCCUUUACUAAACGAUUCGCUGAUAGGUUGUUCACUCAUAUUAUUAACUUUUCUAUUCGUUCAAUCUCAUAAAAUACAUCAAUUCUUUCCGGAAUCAUUUCAGCAAACGAGCCGCACUAUUGUUGGAAAGUUAACUGCAACUUGGAGCGGUCGUAAACGAUGUCCCGAACAAGAAGCAGCAUAUAUUGCAUUGAAACAAUUAAAUGAUCCUUAUCUUUCACAUAAUCUAUUCAAAUUCGAAAAAAGAACAAAAGAUUUAUCUAAUCUUCUUCGUUUUAAUUCAACUAUAUUUCAUCGAUAUUUAUCUGCGAGAAAUACUUUUGAUCUAUCAGAUCAAAAUUUAUUAUCAUCGAUGUAUUUCGUUGAAUUAGCUUUUGAUUGUCAAAUUUUGAGAAUGUAUACUAAUAUUAGUCAGAAUAAUACUUUAGACUUAAAACAAUUAUGGAUGGAAUCUUCAAAAACUGAAAAAAUUAUGACAUAUAGAGUAGCACAAUGGAUUGAUAAUAACUUACCAACAUUGGAUCAGCAAGAAAUACAACAGAUUAUUGACGAUGUAUCGCAAUGUCUCAAAAUCGAAAGAAAAGCUUUGACAAUCAUUGCAAGUUGGCUCAAGUAUCGAAAGAAUAAAAAUCUAAAAUUUUUUACUCAUUAUGCAGCAUUACAAUUAAUUAUUCAUGAUUCAACAGAACCUAAUUUAGCCGAUAUAAUUGGUGAAAUGCUUGCUGCAAAACGAAAUCUUUUGAAAAAGAGAAGUUUUCAAGAAAAUUCAUUCUGCUCAUUAUUGAUCAAUUCACAGCAUUUUGGUAAAGUUCUAUUCGAUUUAAGAACAAAUAGUUUUUUUCUAUCAAUGAUAAGUAUGACCGUUAAUCGGCAAGAUCUCUUGAAAAUUAUAUUAGAUUUGGAAUUCGAACGAAUCACAUCGCAGACAUCAAAAUCUAGUAGAUCGUUUUUAUUGAUAAUUGAAAGUAUUUCAAAAGAUUUGCAAGAUUAUCUUAUAGAACAUCUUCAACAACAAAUGAUUGGCACAAGCACUACUAAACAAGCAUAUACCAUCGUCGUUAUCAAACGCCUUACUGAGAUAUCCGCGAGUUAUCGUAUAGAACAGAAUUAUCCAGAAAAAUUGUACGAUUAUAUUCUAGUCGAUAUGUUUCGUAAUCAACAAAUUCCUCAAACACAAAAAGUAAUUCUCUAUGGUCUUUAUUCAGCAUUUUUCUAUAAUGGUAUGGACAGACAGAAAAUAGUUCUUUUUAAUAGAGUACAAAAUUUUCUGGAAGAAAUUCUUUGUUCAUGGAUUACAUUUGAAGAAAAUAUUGUUGAUGCUGCUUUAUUAAUUUACGGAAAUUAUCUUUUAUGUUUUGAAGAAGCUCAAAUAAAUGAAAAAGUAUGCCAAGCAUUAGAAAACAUGCAUAAACAUUCCUCUGAUAGACGAUUUAUUCGAACUAGUAUAUGUUUGAUUAUAAUGAAAGAUUCUUGCAGAGACUACGAUUUCAUAAUUACAAACCUGUUCGAUAAUCAUGAAUAUGCAUACAAUAAUGAACAAAAAUACAAAAUAUUGUUACAAUUAACCUUAUAUCAAUUCAAUAAAUGGACAUCUGUUAGAAAGACAAAUGGCAAUGAUGAUGACGAAAAUAUAACUUCAAAUGCAUAUCACUUUAAUGAGGACAUAAAUACUAAGGAGAAAGUUUGUGAUUAUCUUAUAUUACAUUCGGACGAACUUCGUCCGAUAUUUAUCCGGGAUUUAUACGAUUUUUUAUGUAAGAACAACGAUUCUUCUGAUCUUACGUCUGUUAACUUGAUUGAUAUAGCAGUGGAAUUGAUUAGAAAAAAUUUAACUGAAUUCCUUAAAGCUAUUAGAAAAAGUCCUUAUGAUGAAGAGAAAUUUAGAACGCAACUUGAAUGUUAUUAUCAACAAAAUGCAAACAAUCGCAAAAUAUCCACUCUACGACUUUAUACAGUUUUCAAUGUAUUGACGAUUGAAUUUCUUAAUAUGAUCGAACAGUUUAUCGAUGAUGGUAACUAUGAAGAUGAAUAUAAUCAGUUGUCAUUCGAAUUUGAGCAAGUAUCAGAUCGAAAUACUGUAGAAAAAUUAUUUGAAUUGAUAUUGUCCAAUAAUACUACUGAUGAAAAAUUCCGUAUAUACUCAAAUAUUUUGUCUUCCGUUGCCCAUCCGGAUCAAAUAUCUUUGACUGAAAUACAUCAAAAAAUACAACUUAUUAACAAUGAUUCAUCUGACUGUGAUCGCGAAGAACAAAUGCUCAAUAUAUUACUCAAAUGUUGUGGCAUUAACAAUGAUCAUAUGUUAAUAGAAACGAAAAUUUUUACUAAAAAUGAUAUCGAGCAUGCAUAUAGAAGUGAUAUGGAAGAUAUUGACAAAAAUUCUAAUCUUUUUUCACAAGGAAACUAUCAUUUUAAAGAAAUAUUUUAA
Molecule: messenger RNA, 6210 nt
Organism: Adineta ricciae
Lineage: Eukaryota; Metazoa; Rotifera; Eurotatoria; Adinetida; Adinetidae
Source: the annotation of a GenBank genome assembly